CUAAAAAAGCAACAUAUUUUAUAAAUCAUGGCAAGACUUACAUUCUCACUGUGCUUCAUUGGCUUUUUCUUGUGCCUCAUUAUGUGCACCAAUUCCGUGCAAGGGAAAACUUGGUGUGUAGCUCAAAGCCAGGCUACCGAACCAAAGUUGCAACAAGUUCUUGACUAUCUUUGUGGACAACUCGACUGCAAGGAGAUUCAACCUGGAGGAUCGUGCUUUAACCCUAACACUGUGCGAAAUCAUGCUUCUUAUGCUAUUGAUCUUAACUUUCAAAUUAAUGGUGUAUGCGAUAUUAGUUACGCUACUCCUGCUGUCACGGAUCCAUCUUUCGGGACAUGUGUCUACCCCUAAGUGAAGAAAAAGUCGUAAUCGAACGACACAUUGAAGGGAAGAUCAUAUUUUUUUCAAAUUCUUGAAGGGUGAAAAGAAUGUAUAAAACAAUCUAAUAAGUGGAAAUAAAAUGUUCUUUUAGUCUUUACACGUUGUUUCAUAUAUUAUAUUGUGUGUAUGC
This is a messenger RNA of Lactuca virosa, 511 nucleotides long. The record is from the annotation of a GenBank genome assembly. Lineage: Eukaryota; Viridiplantae; Streptophyta; Magnoliopsida; Asterales; Asteraceae.